GAGUCCUCCCAGUCAGAUCUGGCUGAACGUGACGAGCCGACUCGGAGCCGAGCGAGGUUUCCUGGCGGAGCUGCGGAGGGAGCAGGAGUUGAGCGGGUUUGUCUGUCUGUCUGUCUGUUCGUGUGUCUAUCCGCCGCCGCAGUCGCUGUCUGCCUGGGAUAUAAAAACAAAACAAUACACCCCCGAAAACUCAUCUUUACGGCUUCAACGGUCUGGAGACGGCAUCCACGGCUAUGGACCCAUCGAUGUCCUCCUGUUAUCCACACUGAGCGACGUUACUCCGUCGGAUGCUCCAGUGCCCAGAGGAGAGGAGGAGGAGGAGGGGGUAUCCCUAUCAUUUUUCGACUGCCAGGCUGACUCACUACUGGACCGCCUGAAAACUGAAGAACUCUGAGAGAACAAGAGAGUGAAGGGAACACUGUAAAAGAGGGAGUGAGAAGAAAGGAAGGAAGGAGGGAGGGAAAGAGGGAGCAAGAAAAGUAAAGACGGUGAGGAACACUAGACGGGAAGAGAGGCAGCAGGAGAAAGUCAGGUUGGGUCAGAAGGGCAAGAGGAGGAAAGAGUAAGUGAUAGUGGACAAGAGAAGUAUAAUUAUUCAUCUAUUAGGCAGUGAGUGGAAGAAUUUAAAGUCUGAUGAGAAUAAGUCAAGCGGUCAGACGGACAGCUGACUGAGCUUCAGACAAACCCACUGUCCUGCUAACCCUCCAACGACUGUCCCUUCACGGUCACCAUACUGGGAGAGCUGGGAGAACUGGUCACGAGGAGAAGCCACCAUGAGCGACCAGAACGUCGUCAAGGAAGGCUGGGUCCAGAAAAGAGGAGAGUACAUCAAGAAUUGGCGACCACGCUACUUUCUGCUGAAGACAGACGGCUCUUUCAUCGGCUACAAGGACAAACCACAAGACUCUGACCUGGCCUACCCACUCAACAACUUCUCUGUAGCAAAAUGCCAGCUGAUGAAGACGGAGCGGCCAAAGCCAAACACCUUUAUCAUCCGCUGUCUGCAGUGGACGACAGUCAUCGAAAGAACUUUUCAUGUUGACACUCCUGAUGAGAGGGACGAGUGGGCUGAGGCCAUCCAGAUGGUAGCAGAGUCACUAGCCAAGCAGGAGGAGGAGGGCAUCUUGUGCAGCCCCACCUCCCAGAUUGAAAACGUCAACGAGGAGGAGAUGGACACCUCCAUUAGCCACUACAAACGAAAGACAAUGAAUGACUUUGACUAUUUGAAGCUUUUGGGCAAAGGCACUUUUGGUAAAGUCAUUCUGGUGAGGGAGAAGGCGAGCGGCACCUACUACGCCAUGAAAAUCCUCAAAAAAGAAGUCAUCAUUGCCAAGGAUGAAGUUGCUCACACUCUCACAGAAAGUAGGGUUUUAAAAAAUACUCGGCAUCCAUUCCUAACUUCUCUGAAGUAUUCAUUCCAGACAAAGGAUCGGCUGUGCUUUGUAAUGGAGUAUGUCAACGGAGGAGAGCUAUUUUUCCACUUGUCAAGAGAGAGAGUUUUUUCAGAGGACCGCACCCGUUUCUAUGGCGCUGAGAUCGUCUCUGCUUUAGAUUAUUUGCAUUCUGCCAAGAUCGUGUACCGUGAUCUGAAGCUGGAGAACCUCAUGUUGGACAAAGAUGGCCACAUCAAGAUCACUGACUUUGGUCUCUGCAAAGAAGGCAUCACUGACACUGCCACUAUGAAAACCUUCUGUGGAACACCGGAGUACUUGGCUCCUGAGGUGCUAGAGGACAAUGACUAUGGACGUGCAGUGGACUGGUGGGGUUUGGGCGUGGUGACAUAUGAGAUGAUGUGCGGACGCCUGCCCUUCUACAACCAGGACCACGAGAAGCUGUUUGAGCUCAUCCUCAUGGAAGAGAUAAAAUUCCCACGAACCCUGUCAGCUGACGCCAAGUCACUCCUGUCAGGGCUGCUCAUUAAGGACCCCAACAAACGGUUGGGCGGUGGACCGGAUGACGCUAAGGAGAUCAUGCGGCACAGUUUCUUUGGCACAAUCGACUGGCAGGACGUCUACGACAAGAAGUUGGUACCACCCUUCCAGCCUCAGGUCACCUCUGAGACAGACACGCGCUACUUCGAUGAAGAGUUCACAGCACAGACCAUCACCAUCACUCCACCGGAAAAAUACGAUGAGGACGGGAUGGAUGCAGCAGACAACGAGCGAAGGCCUCAUUUCCCACAGUUCUCCUACUCGGCCAGUGGCCGAGAGUGAGCUCCAGCCCAGCCAGGCAGCAUCGUCCCCAUUUGUGGCCAUUUUGAGGAAAACGCGUAGCCAUUUUAGGAAAAAAAACAAAAAAAAAAAAAACACCAGUCUCCCCUCUUUUUCUUCUUCUCUGCCUCCUUGCAGAGGGGGAGAAGUCUUUUUAGGGACUUUAAAAGAGGUUUUUGCACAGUGGGAUAGACUCCAGCCGGUCUCCCCACACUAAAAAAUAAGUCUCCUACAUUUUCAGCGCUAUUUACUGCAGAAGGCAAUGUUUUUGUUAUUUUUUUUUCUUUCUGUCAGUAUUAAGUUGUCGACCCAGGUUGCGUUAAUAUUUUUGUUUGUUUGUUGUUUCUGCCCAUUUUUUGUUCUUCUUUUAACUUUUUUGCACUUGGUUUGGAAGAGCCGUUUUAGGGAACAAAAAACCAAAAAUGUUGCCUUAUGUGUGCAGAUGUUUUGCAUCAUACCUACAGGGUGGUGUUUUUGUUGUUUUUGGGGAUUGGGAUUUUUCAUCAGGGGAGAGGGUGGGUGGGUUCUGGGAUGUGAAAGGUCAUAAAUAGUUGAGAAGAAGUGCAUGGCUCAUGGUUCACUCAUUAAAAAACAAAAAACAAAAAAAAAGAAAGAAAAAAACAAACAAAAAAAACCUCUUCCUCGUACAUUUGCCAUGGCAGCGCACAUUUCCCAAAUCCAUGGUGAUGAAAAUCACAGUGAGCCUACAGAUUACAAAAAACAAACAAACAGAAAAGAGAAGCUGGAAGAUGAGAACGGGUGAAUCAUUCCUUUCAUUCGUCGCAGUAACUUCCCUCUUAUUUUAUUUUAUUUUUGCGCUUUUUUGAAGUUACUUUGAAACAAGAAACACUAAACUGCCAGAAACUGCACAGUUCACUCAGGCGCCACAGAGCACAACCGCAUUCAAACUCAGCUUAACCGCUCCAGCUUUCCACAGCCGGCAGGGGAACGAGGCCUUUCUCUGCAGCAUCGCCGCUUCUUCUCCUCCUCAUCCACCUCUCCUCUUUUUUUUUCUUCUUCUUCAUUGUAGCUGUAGGACUAGAAUGGAAUGGAUGUUUACACAGGGAAACAUGGCUUCAUGUAUGUAUGUACAGUUUGCGAUUGAAUGGGGGUCAAGAAUAUGCUGUCAUAGCACACAGAAACACACACACUUACUCUCAGAUGUAGUAAACCGCAGUGUUGUCUAUAAUGAUCAUAGUGAAGUCGGCAGUUUACUCCAAACUGAGAUUUGAUGGUCUUUUCUUCUGUUUUUGCAAAACAUGGGGACACGAGAAUGCUCCACAACUUGCAGAAGCCCCAAGCCUCAGGUCACGUCUACAUGCCAAGCAGUUUGCUUGCUUCACGUUGCUUUGUAGUUGGCUCUGAUGCCUGUUCCUGCUUCUGGUUGCUUAUUUAAUCCUCUAUUGCUACAGUCACACUAGUGAAAACAGUGGUUGGAGUCCAAAGCAUGAACAGAAUCACUGCAACUGUGUCACCUGCCAUCUUCAAAGCACUUUUGGUGCAUCAAGACUUUGACAAUAAGAUUGGAGUCAAGCAGUCAGUCUGCUGUAUCCGCUCAGUUUGCAAUUUAAUGGGGUCAGAUUUGUACUUGGAUACAAUGUUUUUGCACAAAUUAACUGUGUUAAAGAAACAGAUUUGAAUAAGAAGUUCAGUUGCCUUGGGAUGGCAAUUUUACUUUAAAAAUGACAUCAGCAGCUUUGUGCAUGUACAAGAACACAACCAGUUGCCAACCAGCUGAGACAAGUGUCUUGUUGCACAGAGACAGAAGAGUGGCUCUCUUUGGCACAGGCUGACUCAGAAAGCAACAUGUUGUCAGUCUAUUUCUAAUUAUCCAGCGGUUAUGUGCAAGCCUUUGAAAUCUGAGUGAUUUCAGUCACUCUGAGUCAGACCACAGUUGUCUGACAGAUUGCCUCCCACCAGGCGACCUUUGGAACUGCCUUGCGAUCUUACUUGCAGUUAGUUACCAAAUACAAAAGUAUACACUGGACAACCACUUUUCAUUUUUUGUUAUUUUCCUUUUUGAAUUUCAAUUCAAUUUUAUUUAUAUAGCUCCAAAUCACAACAGUCGCGUCAAGGCGCUUUAUAAGGUAUGAUUCAAUGCAGAGAGGUCUAUUGACACAUAGUGAGUGAGAAAGGUGUCUGCAAAGGAAAAACUCCAUGCAUCAAGUCACAAGAAAGUUUUUGACUGUUCAGACUGAGCUUCAUGCAGUUCCGUCCCCAUCAUGUGUUAGUUACUUUGGUCACUGAACUGAUUCCUGCUGGCCUCUGCUUUUAUGGAGGCCCCUCCAAUAGCCUCCAAAUAGUGAGUCCUUAACACAAGUAACCUAAAUUGACAAUCUUCUGGUAUCGCCUGUUCCAAUGUGUGUUCUGGCAUGUAGCUGAAAAAGUGUUUUGUUCAUUGGAAACAGUAAGACGUGUGGAUAUUUUUAUUGUUUCUUAGCUCAGCUGCUGUUGAAAGUGAUCAGAAAGCUGCCAAACUCAUUCAGACAGUAAGUUCGACAAAAAAAUUAUAUGGAUGAGAAGAUAGUCCUCUGAUGUGCUGUGCAGCUACAACUAAAGGCAGUAGUUGGGCAACUACAGCUUAAAGUGAUGAAUUUAUUACAGCAUUGGAUAGUCCGAGUAUGGCCUGGUACCCUACAGGUGGAUGUUGCGAUGGUUACGAGUAGCAGCAGUACUGACUUGCCAGAGUCAGUGUGGGGACUUUUGCGGCUUAAACCCACCAGCAGACGGUGUGUUUGGAGUGUAGUGAAAGUGAGGGGGCCGUGUUGGUGUUACUGACACUGCAGCUGGAGUUUGCUCGUCUGGACUAGCUCGCAGGCUUGGCUCCCACACUGGCAGUAUUAGCAUAUGUUUAGUGAGUUCUGCCCAGAAGUGGCCUGACUGAUGCAUCACACUUCCUACAAGAAGUGGAACUGACUGUGGAGAAUUGGGGAAAGCGAUCCAAUCAUCCCAAAUACUGUCAGCUAAACUGUCCUUGUGAAGCAGCCUUUUCACCUGUGAGCACACAUCAGAUCUGAUUUGCUGGAGAAUUCUGCCGACUUGAAAGUAUUUUGUACAUUUACAGAUGUUUGGAAAGAUUAAGAAGAAGAACUGAGGAUUGGUACGUCUUUGUGUGUUAAAGUAACGACGCAGGUAGAGAAGUACGACCGAGACAUAUCGAGUAGUGAGUAAAAAGUGAAGGGAAAGGGUUUUGCAGCUGUGCAGGAACCUAAGAAGAAGAUUGCUGUAAAGAUUUUUUUUUUUUAAAGAAAAAAAAAAAGAAACAUUGUUUUCAGUUUAAGAGGAGAAAUAUUGACUCACAAACACAGAUACAAAGACUGUUUUUACAUGACAAAUCUUAGUGAAGAAAAUGUAAUUUAUCACACAGAUGCUAAGCAGAAGUGAGGCUUCCAGCUCCAGACGCAGGGGUCCUGACCCAAUUAAUCUUGUCAGUAUUAUGAGAGAAAUGUAUUUACACACAGACAAAUAUUUAAAUUGAAGUAAGAGUAUCAAUAAUUUACUGAUCAUGUCAGAUCACAAGAAAACUGAGCCGUGAGACACUCGUGUAUGAAGACUGUGAGGACUGCGAGAAAAAAGUGGCCCCAAACUUCUUGGUGUAAAUAUGCAAUGCCUUUUUUGUUCUUUUUGUCUUCACUUAUGAGGCAUAAACAUUUGUUUUCUGUGUGACUGUAUGUUAAGCUUGCUGAUGAGAAUAGUGACCGAAAAAUCCAAACCACCCGCAAACGAUUCAAAAACUGCUUUGAAGAAAAAAACAUUUAAAAGGAAAAAAUAAACACGUGUCAAUGAAUGGACCCUUCCACUGUUUUUUGUUUGGGUUUUGUUUGUUUUUUCAGUUUUGCAUUUGUUUGGUUUUUUGUGAUUCAUGAGGAUGUUUCCAUGGAGACGAACCCCAACCCGCCUUUCUUAUGUCACCAUGGUCCCUGAAAACGAUCGACUCCAGAAAUGUGAGGACAUCUGUAACAUGGAGUCUGCACUGUACUUCUGUUCCCUUCACCUUCUUAAAAAACUAUAAGAGGAGCCUUGGAGGACUGUCGUUUGUUUGUUUGUUUGUUUGUUUGUUUGUUUGUUUGUUUGUUUGUUUUCCUGUGUGUGUGCGUGUGUGCGGUGCUGGUUUCAUCAGGUUUCUUCAGUCCCAAUUCCUUCUCCUUCCCUCCUUUUUAUACCAUAGUGUUUGUUUUAUUAAUGUUUGUCAUUCUAGACAGUGUUACCUUGUAUGUUGUUAAAAAGGCACCUCUUGAAAGUCGCUGAAGAAUGAUGGAUGCAUAACUGAUUUUUUUUUUUUUUUUUCGAUCAUUUGCUUGUUUGUUUUCUUACCAAAACAUUAGGGCAAGAACCCAGUAGUGGACUUGCAUUGCCGUGGUAGUAUUUAUUUUGAAUUAAAUUAAAAGAAAUACAUUUCAGGG
Molecule: messenger RNA, 6613 nt
Organism: Haplochromis burtoni (Burton's mouthbrooder)
Lineage: Eukaryota; Metazoa; Chordata; Actinopteri; Cichliformes; Cichlidae
Gene: akt3b
Product: v-akt murine thymoma viral oncogene homolog 3b
Exons: 14
Coding region: 774-2213 (479 amino acids)
Biological process (GO): protein phosphorylation
Molecular function (GO): protein serine/threonine kinase activity; ATP binding
Source: RefSeq, a predicted model, not a curated record